AUGGCGCGGAUCCCGCGGCGGCGGCGGCGGCGGCGGCGGACGGGCGGCCUCAGCUGCAACGGGCCCUGCGAGGGGGAGCGGCGGGAGAAGCAGGCUGGGGGGGCUCCGGAGAGGCCCCGCCCGCCCCGCCCCCCGCCCCGGACCCGCCCCCCGCCACUCCAGAGCCCAUCCUCCCCGCCCGGCGGGCCCGCCGCCCCCCGCGCCCCGGCGGGGCGGCGGCUCCGAGGGCGGGAGCGGCCUCGCCCGGCCCCGGGCCCCCUCCCAGGGCGGGGGCGCCGCGGCCGGGGCCCCCGCCGUCCUUGGGGGGCGCCCGCCCGCCGCCCCGGCCCGCGCCGCUCGCGCUCACCUUUCCGCCGCGCAGGGGAGCCGGCGCCCGCCGAACUACAGCUCCCAGCGGCCCCGCGCGCGGGCCGGCUGCCGCCGCCGCAGGGGCUGCCGGGAGUUGUGGUGCGAGCCGAGCGGAGGCGCUCGCGGGCGCCGCCUUGCAAGGGUCGCCCCGCAGGCUUGCAAAGCGGAGCGGCCCGGAAGAAAGCGUGGCACGGCUACCUGGCGGCGGCGGGCUCAGGGGUCGCUGCUCCCCCGCCCGGCCCUUCAGAGCGCGGAGCCCCCGGGCCUCGGACAGGCCGUCGGAACGCGACUUAG
This is a messenger RNA of Candoia aspera, 642 nucleotides long. RefSeq names its product proline-rich protein 2-like. Bases 1 to 642 code for a protein of 213 amino acids. The transcript is spliced from 2 exons. The record is from RefSeq and is a predicted model, not a curated record. Lineage: Eukaryota; Metazoa; Chordata; Lepidosauria; Squamata; Candoiidae.